Molecule: messenger RNA, 2975 nt
Organism: Macaca mulatta (Rhesus monkey)
Lineage: Eukaryota; Metazoa; Chordata; Mammalia; Primates; Cercopithecidae
Source: RefSeq, a predicted model, not a curated record
UCGCAUUUAUAUAUGCGGCCGCUGGACUCUGCGCAUGCGUCAUCCCGUUGUUCUGCGCGGCACAAAGGAGCUGGGCGGAAACAGCGAGAAACGACGCGGAAGGAACUGAAGAAACGAACACGCGGGUCAUGGGCGGAGGGAUACGUUUCCAUGGGAACGCCACGAUCUCGCCCGUAAACCUGAGACCUUCCCCAUGCUGUCCCGCCCCCUCCUCUCCCCCUUUUCUACACCCUCCUUGUCUUCCUUCCCGUAUCCCUACCCCCUGCCUCCAUUCGUUUUCCCCAGUCUAGGGACCCUCAGCCUUAACAAUCUUAGUACGGAUGCAUUAGACCGGCCUAUGAAAGGCUGUACCAUUUAACCGCUGAUGUUGCAGCCGUCGCACCUUUCCGUUUGGGGGACCUGGCCUAGUCAGCUACUCUGUGAUCUUUGGGGCUCAUCAGAGCAACACCUCAGACUGAGCUUUGUGUGGAAGAAGUGACCUCAAUCAGGAGAUCAGGAGCUACCCUCAUUACAACCACGUCACUCCACUUCCACUUCAGAUAUUUCUCAUCUGUAAGUGGGGAAACAAAUGAUGUCACUUGCUCUAAGUAAAAUAAAAAGUAAUCAGGAGGACAAGUUUGAAGAUGCCUGUGAAAGUAUCCCUGUGGCAACGACGAUGAAUCUACCAUCUUCCUUGGAAGAAUGCACCACUGGAUUGUAUUUAUUUCUAAAUAAUAGAUUCUCAGAUGCAAUAAAUCUCAUUCAUCCAUGGUCUAAAAACAGCAUGUACCAUUCCCUAAUGUAUGGUAUCCUUAUGGUUGUCAAGGCCAUACUGACUUUUGAGCCACAUGAUUUACAGAUUGGAAUGAUGGCUGCAAAGGAUGCUUUGAAAACCUGUGACAAUUUCCGAAAAAAAACUAAAAUGACAUUGUCUCAUCUAGUAAGUAGACAGGGAAUAACAGCUAUCACAGAAGAGGAAUUGCAUGCAGAAGUCUGUUAUGCUGAGUGUUUGAUGUUGAAAUCCUUUAUGUCACUUAUACAGGAGGAGAGCAUGCUUGCUUUUCUUAAAAGCGGGAUCAGUGUUGGGUCAAGUUACCACAUAUACAAAGACUGUGAACAAGUAUUAACACAGAUCCCUGACAACCACAGCAAAGCUCACAAACACCUGGUUGGAGGUAUAAAAUUUGGACUUGGAGCAUUCAAUUUGAUGUUAUCACUUAUGCCACCAAAGACACUUAAACUACUCAAUAUUAUUGGAUAUUCUGGUGAUAGAGAAGUGGGCUUGGCUUUGCUUCAUGAGAGUGCAUCUGAAACCCAUAUAAAUAAUAUCUUAAGUCUUUUGACUCUACUCUUUUAUUACAAUUAUGUCUAUGUAGCUUUUGGUGUUGAAAAGGUUUACAAUUCUGCUACAGAGGAUCUCUUCCUAGUCUACCUCCAGAAAUUUCCAAACUGUGUCAUAUUUAAAUUUUUCCAUGCACGUUCUAGUAUGCUGAAAGGAGAUUUUGAAAAUGCACAGUUAAAAUUACAGGAGUGCAUUUUUACUCAGAAUGAAUGGAAGCAGGUUCAUCACCUCUGUUACUGGGAAUUCAUGUGGUGCCACAUUUUACUGCAGGAUUGGAGGCAGGCUUACCACUACGCCAAUCUACUGUCUCAACACAGCAGAUGGUCCAAGGCAAUAUACGUGUACAGUAAAGCUAUCACCCUGGCUUUGCUUCCUUCUGAUUUUGUGAAAUCAGUAAGUGAGGAUAUGAACUCUCUCUUCUUAAAAGUGGAAAGCCUGAAAAUCAAAUUUUUAGGCAGUGCUGUGCCAAUAGAGAAGUUUGUUGCAGAGAAGGGUCAGCGCUAUGGUACUACAACAGGCUGGUUUACAGCCCAGCCCCUUCUGGAGUUCAUAUAUGCCUGGAGUGGUUUCCUAGUCAUGAGCAAAAAGAAUGAGCUUAUUUCAAGCUGGCUGUCAAUAAUCGACAAAGGAGAAGACCUUUUACAAGAAAAUCCACAUAAAGUGUAUGGCACAGAUGACAUAAGUUUAUUAAAUUUACUGAAAGGCCUAUGCCUGAAACACUUAGGCAAAUAUUCAAAGGCUGAGUAUUACUUUAAUUGUGUCAUUCAAAAGAAGAAAUUAUUAAAAUAUGACCACUAUUUGGUGCCAUAUACUUACUAUGAACUGGGAAUCUUACACUAUCUCAAAGGAGACUAUGACAGUGCAACAAAAAACCUAGACAACUGCCAUCUUCUUGGAAACCUCUGUGCCGUGAGAGCCAAGUGGAGGAAGACGCGAAUGCACAGGCUGAAGUGUAAAAGAAGAAAGAUGAGGCAGAAGGCCAAGUCAACCAGUAGCUUGUGUACCCAGAAACAUGGAAUGCCAGAGGCUGGAGAUGCUGGUACAAGUUGUUGGACUGCAUGCUGCUGUCUAAGUGGAUCUAGAGCUUCCAUCACCAUCUGAUCACGGAUACUACCUCUGAUACCCAUCUUGCUUGUAACCAAAACAGCCCAUGUUGGUUCUUUGCCCUGGAACUGUGACAUUCUGUACUAUUUCUCUGUUCCCUUGUGGCUGAGUAUAACAAGCAUACAAUAAAUCACCUCUUCUGCUGCCUUAGCUGAAGAAUUAAAAAAUUUUUAAAAAGACAAAUUUCCAAACAAUGAUGCACCGAAUGGCACAGACUCUGAAUGAUUUUCCAUUAUACACAAUCAUUUUUAUUGGCUUUUUAUACCAGAGGGGCUUGUCCGCCCUGGGUGAUCAGUAGUAUUUCUUACCCUUUUUUAGUAAGAAGCAGAAUGUGAGUUUAUAAUUUGCCACAGAAUAGAGAAGAAAGCCCUCUCCUUCUUCUACACACACAUAAACUCUUUGAAGAUAACUGGGAGAGGCCAAGAAGAUAGAUGCAGUGGCAGUCAGAGGAAAAGUUUUGUUACCACGUAAUCCUCCCUUUACUUGUCCUCCUUAAGGUGUAAUUCUUAAUAAGACCAGCUCUUCAACAUAAUUAAACUGAUGGCAUCUA